AAAUGCCUAGAGGAUAAGUACUCCGAAUUUAACGCGAAACUUGAAAAAUUGGUGGCCGAUCUUGAAAAAAAUCGGCUCAAACAGAUUGAUGAAUUAGACAGCAUCAACCAAUAUGGCCGCCGAAAUUGCAUACUUAUACAUGGCGCUGCUGAAAUUAAGGGGGAAGAUACCGAUCAUAUCGCUGUGAACCUGUUCAACACAAAGCUUAACAUACCAAUCAACGAAUCUGAUCUGGACAGAUCGCAUAGAUUAAACACCAAAAAACGGAAUCAAAAUCGGCCUCGACCCAUCAUUGUAAAAUUUAGCUCCUAG
Messenger RNA from Paramuricea clavata, 312 nucleotides. The record is from the annotation of a GenBank genome assembly. Lineage: Eukaryota; Metazoa; Cnidaria; Anthozoa; Malacalcyonacea; Plexauridae.